CACAGUCGGCGACGAUGUGGCGAUGCCGUCGGACGCGCUGAUCUCGCCUGACGGGCGGAUGGAGCUGGAGCCAGCUCCCUGCUUGGCCGAGAUGGUCUUCGUGGAGCGCCUGCGCAUGGACGAGACGCCAUCGGACUACGUUGAUGCGAAGGGACCUUCGGCUUCGAGCUCGGACGCCUGCGUGAUGGGCGUACAGUGCGACAGCCAGGGAGUCAGGCAGCGGGCGCGGCGCGAGGUGUCGGUGAAGGUGCAGCAGGUCGAGUUGGAGGACUGGCCCGAGCCGAGGCCGCGUGCGGUGGUCUGGUGCGCACAGUUCGUGGACCGCCGCGGCGACGAUCCCAUGGGCCACCACCGUGGGUGGAUGGCCAACCCGAAGCUGUCCAACACGCACUUCAGAGUUCAGGAGCAUGGUCACGGGAUGCAGGCCUUCAAGUUCUUCGGGGAGUGCGGCCAGAUUGGCUUUCCAAAUCGAAUGAGGCUCGAAGUGAUCAUGAGGCGGUGCCAGGGGGCAGAUUUUCACUACGAGAAGGCGAACAAAGGCAGCAAGGCGAACAAGCAGGCGCAGGGGGUGACCCGCGACGGGGCGGCCCUUUUCUCCGACUCGCACCGCUUAGGCGAGGGGUUGAUGAACUGCACCGGGUUGG
This is a messenger RNA of Prorocentrum cordatum, 644 nucleotides long. NCBI's taxonomy places the organism in Eukaryota, Dinophyceae, Prorocentrales, Prorocentraceae. The record is from the annotation of a GenBank genome assembly.